CUAAUCUUUUACCACACAGAGCGCGGCAGCAAGUGCAGUGCUACACAUUACAUGCUACCGCGUUAGUGAAGGAAAGACAUUUGUGUAUAAAAUUCAUAAGGACGCAUGGAGGAGUGCGGGAGGGUGACCGGGGCGGGCCCCCAGCGGGAUGAGAGGCGAAAGCGGGUUUUUUUCCCCCUUUGAUCUGUCACGCCUAAUUUGAUACGUUGCCGAUAAAGGCUCACCUUUCAGUUGUAAAUCAUUUAAUGGGGUUGUGUUUAUCAGCAAGGAGUUCUGUUAACGUUAGCCAGCCUUACCCUAUCUGUGAACUUUAGAUCCUUAAUAACGUGGUUGACUCAAACUGCCCCUGCAGGCCAGCCAGUUCGGAGGCGGAUCCAGUGAACGAACAAAAUAAAGUUCCUCGUGCCUAAAUGUUAGGGUUGAAGUGAAAAUUUAUCAAACUUGGCAUAUUUGUUUAAAAGCAACCUUACAGGUUUUAAAAAAUAAAUUUGUACUUGAUAUAGUUGCAGAUUUAAUACCUUUUCUGUAUUUUUUUAAUGAAACGUAGUAUCUGACUCCUAUUAUGUCAGUUUGAUGUAAAAUGCCACCACCUGAUGUGUAUUUGAUUGUAGUUUAAGUUUACUUCAAAUUAUUCAGUAAUUUUAGCCAUGUCCUUAAUGAAUCAGUCGAGAUGCAAAGGACCAUAUGGUCUACCUUUUAUAAUCUUGCAAUCCUAUCUAAUAUGUUGAUUUGGAUUGGUUAUUUUAUUUAAUUGAGGUAGCUGAAAGCAAGCAUUAACACUUUGGGCGAGGUUAGGAAUAUAUAACAGUACAGCACAGGUUGUAUAGGUUGGCCCAAGAUGUGCCAACCUAUACAAACCUAGUCUACAAUCUAUCUAACGCUUCCCUCCUACGUAGCCUGUAACCCUCCUUUUUUUUACAUCCAUGUACUUCUUGAGUCCAGCUUAUAAUUUUCUAGGUGCCAUCCUUUUGGCUGUACUAAUCUUUCUUUAAUUUAUGUAUUGAAUGUUAAUUUGCCACAAAAUGCAGGGUAAAACCAGUUGAUAAGAGCUAAGAACACGGCUAGGGCAAUGGGCCUCUCAGUCCUGCUCUGCCUUUCAAUCAGAUGAUUGCUGAUUUUCUAACUUAGUCCUGUUUUUAAGUCCUCCUAAAUCCUUGAAAAUUUUAACUCCCCAGAAAUCAACUAGAAUCUCAGCUAAUGACUGAACUUCUGUGGUAGAAAUUUCCAAAGAUUCCUCACUCUGGGGUGAAGGGAGUUCAAAACAAAUCGAUCUAGCUGUAUUCUCCAAUAAUGACAUAAAGUUCUUGGAAAUACCCUCCAUGUGUCUGUCUUGAUGUACCCCUUAAGAAUUUUGUAUUUUUCAAUGAAUUAACUUCUGAGUCUUCCGACCUGAAAAAUAGACGUCUAUCUUAUUCAAUCUCUCCUGACAUAAUGGACCUGGCAUGAUAGGAACCAGUCUGGUAAACUUUUACUGCGCUCACCCUAUAGCAAGUACAGUAUAUUCUUUUUAAGAAAGGAGAUUAAAAUUGUACACAGUACUCCACUGUAUUCUAGGCCUUCUAUAACUCCAAUGUGACACCAUUAUUCUGUAAUACACACAAAUGCUGGAGGAACUCUGCAGCUCAGGCAACAGUCAUGAAGAGGAAUGAACAGCCAAUGUUUCGAGCUGAAAUUCUUCAUCAGGAAUCUUCUGAUCACUUGUUCAGUCAAUUCCAGUAUGUCCUUUGCCUUCCUAAUUGUUGUGCUUGCAUGUUACCUAUCAAUUUCUAAUGCAUAAAGACACAUGUUUCCCUUUGAACAUAAAUAUUUCAGACUCUUCAAGUUAAAAAGUACUUAGCAUUUUCACAUUUUAUGCUACUGACCACAUUUUGUCCACUCAGCCUGUCGAUGCCUCAAAUCUAUUUCUGAUCACUUUGUUACUCUCAUUCUGAUUAGUUUUGUAUCUGGAGUACAUGUGGAAAUAUUGCAUUUGAUCCUCCUCACUCAGAUCAUUGACACAACUUGUGAAUAGUUGGAGCCCUGUCAUUGCCAACUAGUUGACAGCUUGCCAACCCAAGAAAGAUCCAUUAACUUUUCCAUUCUUGUUUUCUACAAAUUCUGAAUGUGUCAUUAUAUCACCAUUAUUCCAUGUUAAGCUUGUUUAUCAAGCUUCUGUGUGGGACCCUGAUCUUUAUGAAAAUCCAUUAGUUUCCACUUAUGUGCUCUGCUGGAUAUAUCCACAAAGUCAUACAGACUAACUACAUUAGUCAAAUGCAGUUUCUCUUUAAUAAAUCCAUGUUGAGACUGAAAAAUCGGUCUGAUAUUUUCCAAGCGUCAAUAGAUUCCAGUAUUUUCCCCACCAUUGUUAAUCAGGGUAGCAGUUUGGAAAGUUCCAAUUUGUCUCUCCAUUUCUUAAAUGGUGGCAUCACGUUUGCCACCCUGCUAUCUACAGAAGUUAAAAUCUCUAGAAUUUUAGAUUCUAUAGAAUCUAAAAUAUGUAAGAUAUGUAAGAAUGUAAGAUAUUUAGAGCCAUUAUCUUUAUAGUCAACUGUUUCAAAACUUUGCGAUGAAAAUCUUCAAGUCUGAGGUUACUAGUACUCUGGCUCAUUAUCAUUUCUAGUAGAUUUUUUUUUACUAAUACCAACUUCGCCUAUUUUGCAUUGUGUGAUUCACAUUUUGGCAACACAAAAAAUCCAGUAGGACCAAAUCAGUACUAGUUUUAAUUAAUGAAGUAUCCUCGUUGCUGCUCUGUACUAAAUUGAAUAUAACAGUAUCAUAGGGGACAUUGCAGCAACUUGCCAAGUAAAUGUAAACUCACAUUACAGUAAUAGGUAGCUUGCAACUUAGAUUUGUUUAGCCAUGCUCGGACAUGAGAUGAUUCCAUUAUAUUUUCAGCACAGGAAAAGAAAAUGCUAUGAAUACUCAACAGACCGUACAAUGUUUGUGUUAAGAUUAAUCUUACAAAUCAGUGACUUUUUUAAAAUUAGGACUGAUUCAUGCUUCCAGUUCUGAUGAAUGGUGGUUGAUUAGUUGCUGCCUGGUCUGAGUAUUUUUGGAAGUUAGUGUUUUGCAUUUCCUCUAGUAUAUUUUUGGUGUGUAGAUUUGAAUAUAGUUUUCUUUCAAAUAAUGCAUUGAUUGUGCUGUGCUUAAAACCUAUAGUAAUUUGUUGUGGAAGUCACAUUUAAUAAAUCACUUUUUAAGAAUUAUUUAAUUCUUAUAGUAAUCUUGCAGAAAUAAAGUUUUGUAUAGUAUAAAUGGAGAGCAAUAGUGAUUAGGGAGUCAAAGUGGACUUUUCAUACUGUGUAUGUUUUGUAUAUAACAACCCAAUGUUGCAUCCAUUUCUGUCUUCUAAUUAACAGGCCAAUGAAAGGAAUGCUUGCUAGGUCCUGGGCUGUUUUGUUGGAAUGCAGAGAAUAUUUGUUAAGAAAAAUGUGAUAUUGGGGGUAUAUAAAAAUAAGGCUCUUAGCUAGCACCUCUGUUAAAAUCAUUUGAAUCUGAAAACUAUGCAAGUUCUUUGUUCAAAAUUAGGAGGAAUUUGUUUUAAAACUGUCAAUUCUGAAUUGAAAAUAAUUACUUCUCAAAACAAAAUUUUAUUCUAUAGUAAAUCAACAUAUGUAAAACUAUUCAAUCUUAAGUUUUUGGUUGUCAUUUGCUAUUCUGAAUUUUGUCUCUAGAAUUAACUUUAAUCAGACAGAUUUCAAACUAAUUGAAAGAUUUGAAAAAUUGUCUAUUUUUAAAUUUAACAUCACUGGAACAUAUGUACGCUGCUGGACACUGAAAAGUAAGACCAAGAUUCACAAAUGUAGAAAAUGAAAUUUCUUGAACUGUGAAUCUGUUUAUCCUGGUAUUGAUUUUGGCCACCAGUUAUUUUAGGAUUUGCCAAUGUGGCUAAAAUGUUAUAUCCCAACGCCGCUUAAAAUGUUAACACCAGAAAAUCUACAGUUUGGAAAGUACUUGGUGAAUGUGUAUUCAUUGUGGACCUUUUGGUCUACUAAAAUCUGUACUGUUUUGGUCCUGUGAAUUUUUUCUGGGGUCCAAGAAACAGGAGCACUGGAUUAAUCCUGCCCUGAAACUGAAAUUUAGAGUCUAUCCAUCUAUGAAAUGGUUUUCUAGAGCCUGCAUCUACUAUAUCUGACAAACAGUGGAAGAGACUGCUGGUUCAGUCAAUGCACACCCACAGAAGCUCCUUAAAUGCUUAUUGAGGUUGCUGCAAUCGUCAAAGUGCUCGAUAAAAGUAUCUCAUCUUGUAAUGAAGGAGAAAGUUCAAGUCGAAAUGCAGAGAAAAGAGCAGCUAACGAAAGAGAUCAAGACGACUCAGCUGCUGGGGAUACAAACAACAAACCCACGCCUGCAAAAGUCUCAAAAGUUGGAUUUUCCAUAGGAAGUACAACUCUAAAGAAGCCAGCCCCAAUAUCCAUCAAAUUAGGAGCAAAUAAACCAAAAGAAAAUCCACCUGUCCUAGCUCCAAAGAAGCCUUCAGUUGCUGCAGUCUUUAAUGAAGAUGAUGAUAGUGAGCCAGAAGAAAUGCCCCCAGAAGCAAAAAUGCGCAUGAAGAAUAUGGGAAGGGAAACACCAACAUCAGCAGGACCAAAUUCUUUCAACAAAGGAAAACAAGGAUUUUCUGAUAACCAGAGGUUAUGGGAACGGAAAAUGAAGAGUCAGCUGCGAAAUUUUGCAGAUGAUGACUAAAAUGACCAGAGUUGAAUGCGAUGGGGGAUAUGGAAUAGAAAUUUAGGGAUUAACAUAUGUUUAAAAUCCCCCAGAUUGCUUUGGAAUGGAAACCAUUCAAUGAUGGGUGUAUAAUGUAUACUUAAAGACUUUCUCACUAUAAAUUGUAAUGAGUGCAAUGUGUUUAGUAAACAUUGAUACAAGUGGCAGAAUACUUCAACAUAAUUUGACACUUAGAUCUUGUCAUAUUUCAAAGCUACCACUGAUAUUUUUAGUGAUGCGGUGUGCUGUUUGAUUUGGAGUGCUAUAAAUUAACAUCUGUUCCUAUUAGUACCUAAAAGGAAGAGUUUAAUUUUCACAUUUGAAAAGUUCAUGGUCAUUAAUUGCCUAGCUGCAGAGAAUAGUUUUAUGCUUCAUAUUGGGGAGGGGUAUUUUUGUGUUGAGCACAUUUUAAAUUGUGCAAGUACUUUAAAAAAACUACCCGUAAAGUGUUUAUAUUUCCCAGUGCAACAUUAUUCCCCAGCAAAAGGAUUGGCUACUGAUACAGUCCCAAGUUGUGUGUACACCUCGUGGGAAUAGUUUAACUUUGCCUUGUGAUGUGAAACAUGAAAUCACCAAGUAUUGGAAUGACAAGAAAAUGUGCGGAUUUGUUCUAACACGCACCAAAUCCAAAUUAUUUUCAGUAGAAGUCAUCCUUCACAAUACAUAUAUAAAUUAGCAUGUGACUGACCUGUUAAAGAGUAUGGUCAUCAUUCCAAAUCUCAUAAGAAAUGUAUUCAUUGAAAGUAGUUACCAAGCAAUUGGAUGUGCAGAAGGAUUAGCAAUUUUAUGCCACACAUUAAAAGUUAAAAUAACUGAUUGUGAUUGUAACCACAUGAAUCAGUAAGCCUUAACCUUGCUGGAUUUUUUUUACUCUCCUAGCCUCUGCAUUCCAGAGUUUAGAAUUAGUUCUGUUGAGCAACUGCAAUAAAUUGUAAAUUUCAAAGCAGAAUGGAGUUACCGAUCCAGUGUACUACAGGAUAUUCACCUCUUAACUCAAACUGAUAAACGCUUAGAACACUCUGAGCUCUGGCUCUUAGCUAAGUCUUUUGCUGUAUUCCGUUCUUUGGUAUUAUGUCAGGAAUUCUCGUAUCUUUAGACUCGCCAUUUAUAAAGCCUAUCAAAGCUAAUCACUAAUUUGCUUCAUUAAUAGAAUUCCUGUUUUCUUCCCUCCCAGCUUAGCUUUUACAGUUGUAUAAAUCUGGCAGAAAUAUGAAUAAUAACAUUCAAUGGAAAGUGCUUAAACCUAAAUGCUGUUAAAUUGAUUCAGUGCUUGUACAUAAAGAAGUAGUUAUUAAUUUUCCAAUCUUUGUCAUUAGUCUGGGCCAUUAGGACUUUAGCCGAGUUUUAAAAAAAAGCUUUCCAUUUAAUCUGCCUUCAGACUAUUUUUGUUUGAUUGACUUCAAUGUUUAACAUUGUAAUUGGAGAAUCAUAGAUGUCUCCCUUUACAACUGUAUAUUAGAGGCUAUAGACACUUCCCGUUUCACACACUAUGUCUAGGAUUCUGUAAAUAUUAAAUGUAGACAGCUUUAUUCAUGCAAUAAUCUUUCUUGUUAAAAAUAAUCUUAGUGAUUUAUACCUGAAAAUGAUGCUGUAAAUGGCUCAGUGUAAGAAAUACUUUGCACAAUGGGAGGUUCACUGUGAUGUCCAAAAUUGAUAUUGCUGAGAAAAUUGCUUCUCUACAUAUAAAAGUAAUCCAAGCUUAAGAAAGAUUCUUAACCUUAUUUCAUUAAUUUAAAAAGCACAGUUAGCUUAGUUUUCAUUGUCUCUGAUCUCAGAAACCUAAUAAAGAUAACAAAGUUUUUGCUGUUGGCUCUGUAAUUGAUAGUAUCGCCUAAGAUAGAGACUGUGAACUCUUCAUUGCAUUUUGGUAGAUCAGAGGCAGUAGCUUGAUAAAUGUGAUGGUGGCAUUAAAAUUUUUAUAGUGUCAUUGAAUAAUAAGGAAGAAUCUUUUGCUGAUUUCUUAUCCUUCCCACAAAGUGUCUUUUGAUGUGGCAAAAUGGCAUAUAGGGAAUAUCCUAGGCGAGUGCGCUUUGCUCGCUGACCAAGCUGCCACCAUUCAGCAGACUUGCAUAUGAAGUUGAGUUGUGGCAGAGUUCCAGAGACUUAGAAAGGCCAUGCCUUUUUGCACAAAUUAUUUUGUGUUUUUUACCGGGGGGGGGGGGGGGGGAGAGAAAUGAAAUUAACAGGAGUAAAAAUCAAUCCUUUAGUGCAAUUAUUUGUGUUGCUCUGGGUGUUUCUUUAAAUUGAGUAACUUAGUUACACUUCUGUUAAAUAUCUUAAAUUUAUAUUUUUUCAAUUGAAAAUGACAAUUUCAUUUUAAACAGAAGCUCUACAUAGUUAAUGUUCUACAGGUAUCUGUUUUGGCUGAUUUCAAUGGAUGACUCUCAUGGACCCUUUAUGUAGUUGACGUGUCAGUGUGAGGCCUAGAGACUGUUAGCUGUGAAGCACACCACAGUUCAGGAGUUCACUAUUGAACCUUGUGCAAGACUUGAGAAAGGAAGUAGGAGUCUGCUACUUUUUUCCUUGUGAAAGAAAGUAAAACCUGACCAUAGCAUGAAUAACUAUGAACUUCUUGCAUAUCUGGCUAAACCAUUGUCGUAGAUAUAAAGGGAACACACAGGCAAGUAUAACAAUCACUCCCUGUAGAAUGUCGAGGCUUGGAUUAGGUAACCAAGCUCAACAAGGAGGGGGGAAAAAUUGGGUGAGAAAGAACGGGGUUUUCUUAUUUGGCACCUUUUAAAAGAAAUCAAUUAGUUUUGAAGCAUUAAAAGUGGUAGAAUAUGCGGUUCUACUGCAAUUUUUUAUUUUGCUUUCACAGUGAGUUUGUGUCAAAAAAACUUUCUUAUCCAGUCAAGCACAAAAGCUGUUCAAAAAAUUAAAUGGCAUUGCUCAUUUGGAUACAAUCUUUUCAAAUUGGUACAUCUGGGCACAGGAACUUCAUUGCUACAAAAUACAUUGACUAUACCUUUUAUUGUUGAUUGCUUACAUUAUUAUUAGCAGUUUGAGCAUGCUGCUUAAACAGUUGGAAAGCAGUUUUAUAUAAGAGACUGUAACCGAGAACUAAAAAUGAUGUUUGUGUAAUUUAUCCAACUUACUAUGUAUGUAGUGUUGAACCACUCAUCCUUUGUCUGUGGUACUGUGCUGAGCAUAGAUUAUUUCAGAGCUUUAUCAAAUCAUAAGUUUGCCUCAUAGACCACCUUGAUUGAUUUAGAAUGAUGGGAGAAGUGUGGUUGAUAUACUUUUGUCUUCCCUUGUUCUCCUGACCUGCCACUCUCUUUUAAACCUCAGCAGGCAAUAGGUAAAUAGACUAGAGGGUUUUUCUAUCCUUUAAUUACAUUUCAUUUUCAAAUAACCUAAUUCAGAAUUGUAACAAAUAUGGAAAUCAUUCUACGUACAAGGCAUGUAAUAGAAACUCUUCCUUUCACCGAAAGCAGGGGGAGUUUUAAAGUAUCUCCCUAAUAUACCUCUAAAUUCUAAAAAGUGCUUAUUUAAAAAGCAUUCAUGGUAAACAAUAUUCAAAAAAUAUUUUUGUACAUUGUGAUUCUUGAUGAUCACAUUUUAUUUUGUAUAGUUUUUUCAUUUUACUGUUAGUAUGCAGAAUAUUUUAAACUUGGCUGCCAAUGGUGAUUGGAAACAAUGGUAAAUGAGCAACUUGUUGAACAUGCUGUUUUGUUACAAAUGGUCACAGCAUGUUUAAAAAUUAUCCUUGCCUUGACACGUUAAUCCCAUUAUUUGCCUUCAAUUAUUUCUUCUAUCUCUAAAACAAUAUAUAAUUUUUUGAUUAUUGGGACAGUCAAAGUGGUGAAAUGAUUGCUAACAUAUCAAGACUGUCCUUUCUCCCUGUGGUAAUUGUACUCUCCGAUGGCCAAAAUGAAUUAACAAUAAAUCACAGGUGCAGGAGCAGACUAUGUGCAGGAUUUGAAUUUUAAAGCUUGCUGUGUAUUUUCAGAUGUUAGAAUUGUUUUCCUUCAUCUAAGUUUUGUGCUGUAUAUUAAAGAGAAGCUUUUUGUCUGUUUACACAUGAGGUUCUUUUGUUAAGGAAAUGUGAUUUUUAUUUGUCCUGAAUAUGUCAGAUUUUGCAGGUUGGGCAGGGAAAAUAAAAUGCUUUCUGGAUCAAUAA
Messenger RNA from Hypanus sabinus (Atlantic stingray), 8809 nucleotides. Its product is annotated as PEST proteolytic signal-containing nuclear protein-like. Gene Ontology annotation, cellular component: nucleus. The record is from RefSeq and is a predicted model, not a curated record. Bases 4171 to 4668 code for a protein of 165 amino acids. Gene Ontology annotation, biological process: proteasome-mediated ubiquitin-dependent protein catabolic process; protein ubiquitination. Lineage: Eukaryota; Metazoa; Chordata; Chondrichthyes; Myliobatiformes; Dasyatidae. The transcript is spliced from 5 exons.